AUGUCACCAUCGCGUCGGAGAUUUGAUUCGACCGUAACCACCACCAACAACAACAACCAGAACCGGAAGUGGUGGCAGCACAGCGACCGGCGCGCAAUCGGCAAGAACUUUUCCGCCACCGAAGAAUUAGAAUCAGUGCCGACGUUUGAUUUAAUUCCAAAUGACGAAAGGAUCAGUGGAGGCCAACCCUGGGCGGUGCGCGUUCGGGUGAAAGCGCCAAGACAGAACGAUCCGAUGCGGGAUGGCAGUCAGUGGUGCACUACGGUGGGAGUGCUGACACUGAUGACGAGCAGAGCAGGGGGCAAGGAUGGUAAAACCUCGCUCGAACGAAGCUCUUCUACAAAUGAGGAAUGGAAUUAUCUGCUCGUCAGCAACAGAUCUGAAGCGGCACCGAAUGGCUCCUUUUUCGUCUUAUUAAACGGGAUCCAUUUUCUUCUCUUCUCCUUGCUUUCAGCUAAAUCUUUGCCACUUCACUGCGUGGUUGAGUCAGUCAGUUCACUGCAGGCGACGCUGAACUUUGACGCCCGAAGCCCCUGGAAACGGCGGCCCAACAUCGAAACCGACAGUUACGUCAUCAUCCCGGCCGCGACGCCGUUCUGUGAUAUCGUUACGACCGCCCUGCAGCGGUUGGGCUAUUCCUCGGAGAUUUCGAACGCAGCCAGAGGAUCAAUCUCCAUCAAGAACUGGAAAGCCCUGACGCUGGACGCCAUCUCCGACAAUCCACUGGUCUCGGUGAACGACAUCCUCGGGGAGUUGACCUCGGUCGUUACGCUGAAGAUCACCAUCCUGCGCAAUAAACCGUCCCAACUGGCGGAGAUCAAGGAUAAGCUGCUCAAGCUGCUGAUACUGCAGUCACAUGCCGUGCUCCGCUCUACGGGCUGCCCGCUGGAUGAGAUUACACUAUCGCAGAUAUGCCGCAGUCCGCUGCAGAACACAUUUCCCUUCACGCCGGAAAUCACCGACGAGGUUCGCCGAAAGUUCGACCAAUGGUGGAGCAAUCAGCUGGCUCCCCAGCCGAACCCGAUAGCCCACAAGAUUCUGCCCUUCACCAACGCUCCACCCAGCGAGCUGGAUUUUGCCAGCUUCAACAUGCACGACAGCAGGGAAACGUUGCUGGAGAAUCGCAACAAUCCGCACCACAAUCUGGUGGUACAUCCGGCGCUGCAAACCGUGCACUCGCAAUAUCCUAACCAGAAAACGCGCAUGAGAACUAGCUUCGAUCCGGAAAUGGAAUUACCCAAACUGCAGCGUUGGUUCCAGGAAAAUCCACACCCAUCGCGGCAGCAAAUUCAAUCGUACGUUGUUCAGUUGAACUCUCUGGAAUCCCGUCGUGGUCGAAAACCGCUGGACGUUAAUAAUGUGGUCUACUGGUUCAAGAACGCACGAGCCGCGCAGAAGCGCGCUGAAAUGCGUCAGGGACUGACCAACGGCUACGGAACCCCCAACAUCAUGCUCUCCCAGCCGGAUUACAUGAAAAGCUCUCCGAGUGCACCGUCCGAAGACAUCGACAACCUAUCCCAGGACGAAAUGGACGAUGAACUCGAUCGACCAAUGUCACCGCAGCUGCCGCUGUCGUUGACCAUUCACGAGCGCAACCGUCCGCUAAGUCCCAACGAAGACACUCCCAUCAAGCAGGAGAAAAACGCCACUUCAACUACUCCGCCACCUUCGCCAUCACCGCAGAACAGUUUGCUCAACAUCAGCAGCAACAAUAAUAAUAACAACAAUAACAACAACAACAGCAACGCCAACGAAUCAGCCAACGAUUCGGCCAGCCAGAACGAGGCACCCAAAUCGAACUAUUCCAACGAGCGGUCCAGUUCGCCGCAACGAUCCCGUUCACCGGCGUCCGACGAUCUCGAUAUGGACGAACCGGAGGGCAGCACCAUCGACGAUUACCGCUCGCCGUCGCCGGACUCCAAGCGCAAUCUGCCCUUUCCGAUCAGCAAUCCGAUGUUUUCGCACUCGAUCAUGUACAUGAGCCACUACAUACCGGCGAUGCAAGCGAACGCCGCCGCCGGAAUGCACCUGAAGAACGAACUGAGCCCGACCGGUCAUGCCGCCCUGGGCCAGGGCGGACUAAAUCUGUCCUUCAACAGCGAUGAACGGCGGAAGCGGAACCGAACCUUUAUCGAUCCCGUCACCGAGGUGCCCAAGCUGGAGCAGUGGUUCUCGAUGAACACCCACCCGUCGCAUAAUCUGAUCCUGAAGUACACCGAGGACCUGAACCGGAUGCCGUACCGACAAAAAUUUCCCCGCCUCGAGAGCAAGAACGUCCAGUUCUGGUUCAAGAACCGACGAGCCAAAUGUAAACGGCUGAAGAUGUCCCUGUACGAUCCGGCCCAGCUAGCCAACCUGGGUGAGCAGGCUCACCUGGCAAACCUGCACGACAGUUCCCAUCUCGCUCAGCUGCACGAAGCCUCCCAGCUGCACCAGUUCCACCACGGUGGCGAACGGGAUUGA
Sabethes cyaneus is the source of this 2463-nucleotide messenger RNA. It is a transcript of the gene dve, whose product is annotated as homeobox protein dve-1. Gene Ontology annotation, molecular function: DNA-binding transcription factor activity, RNA polymerase II-specific; RNA polymerase II cis-regulatory region sequence-specific DNA binding. Bases 1 to 2463 code for a protein of 820 amino acids. NCBI's taxonomy places the organism in Eukaryota, Metazoa, Arthropoda, Insecta, Diptera, Culicidae. The record is from RefSeq and is a predicted model, not a curated record. Gene Ontology annotation, biological process: chromatin remodeling; regulation of transcription by RNA polymerase II. The transcript has 8 exons.